AUGAGUUCGUUUGUAGGCUAUUUCUUCCCGAACGACGAAUUAGAGCAAGAGCGUCUUGAUAUUCUGCACCAUAUGAUCCAUCUGGUUCUUAACGGUAGAUUAUUUCUGGCCCCCAUUCAAGACAAUCCGCAGCGAAUUCUGGACCUGGCUACAGGGACUGGUAUAUGGGCGAUUGAUAUGGGCGACAAAUUCCCAUCCGCACAGAUUCUUGGGAACGAUUUGAGCCCGAUUCAACCUGCGAUGAUUCCACCUAACGUAAUGUUUGAACCACCGCCAUUUCCGAUUGACCUAGAUUGGUUAGACAAGCUUAUCAUCCCAGGGGGAUGGGUAGAAUUCUGCGACUACGACUUUAGAUAUCGGGCGGACGACGGGUCGCUCUCUCCAGAUCUCGCAAUGGUGCAAAACGAACGCCUCAUCAUCGAAUCGUCACAGAAGCUGGGGCGGGAACCGUGUCCCGGGCCCAAAUUAAAGAGAUGGGUCGAGGAUGCUGGAUUCAUCAAUGUGACGGAGAGGUGUUUUCCACUCCCGAUAGGGGUCUGGGCGAAAGAUAAGAAGCUGAAAGAAGUCGGUUGGUGGAAUCAGGUGCAGUUUUUACAGGGCGUCGAAGCAUGGUCUCUGAACCUUCUCACGCACGUCUUUGGAUGGAGCCCAAAGGAAGUCCAGGUGCACGUCGCUUAUAGGCGUAACGAUGCUCGAAAUGCCAGUAUCCAUGCCUAUUAUAAUAUGUACAUUGUUUAUGGCCAGAGACCUGCAUCUACACCAGAGACUCUAGCUAUUUGA
Messenger RNA from Paracoccidioides brasiliensis Pb18, 780 nucleotides. RefSeq lists its product as uncharacterized. The transcript has 8 exons. The record is from RefSeq and is a predicted model, not a curated record. The coding region runs from base 1 to 780 and encodes 259 amino acids.